Molecule: messenger RNA, 1613 nt
Organism: Ixodes scapularis (black-legged tick)
Lineage: Eukaryota; Metazoa; Arthropoda; Arachnida; Ixodida; Ixodidae
Gene: Uev1A
Product: ubiquitin-conjugating enzyme E2 variant 2
Exons: 4
Coding region: 54-494 (146 amino acids)
Biological process (GO): protein K63-linked ubiquitination; DNA damage tolerance
Cellular component (GO): nucleus
Source: RefSeq, a predicted model, not a curated record
AUUUGUUCUGCUCUCCAGCCCGGCAACCACCGCACAAUUAUUCUGCACACAACAUGGCGGCUUGCACCGGCGGGGCAGGAGUGGUUGUUCCUCGUAACUUCCGCCUCCUGGAAGAACUGGAGCAAGGCCAGAAAGGGGUUGGUGAUGGCACCAUCAGCUGGGGCCUCGAGGACGACUGUGACAUGACCUUGACCCACUGGACCGGCAUGAUCAUCGGCCCCCCUAGGACCCCGUACGAGAAUAGGAUCUACAGCUUGAGAGUGGAAUGCGGACAGCAGUAUCCUGACGAGCCACCCAGCAUCAGAUUCAUUUCCAAGAUCAAGAUGGGAGGCAUCAAUGAGAGCAAUGGAAGCGUGGACAAGCGCACCCUUCCGGUGCUAAACCGUUGGCAGAGGAGCUAUUCCAUCAAGACGGUUCUGACGGAAUUGAGGCGUGCCAUGACCCUCAAGGAUAACCUGAGGUUGACGCAGCCCCCUGAAGGAUCCAGCUUCUAGAAACAACAGCCCUGGCCCCCGCUUCCUUCCUUGUUUCUGUUCUCGUCACACCUGUGGUUGCUUUUUCUGUGUGCCUUUUUGCCCCAAUGAAGGCCGUUCUUACCCUCCCCCUCUUGUCUAAGUUCAUGCUCCUCUUUUGUUCCUACUGCAGCGCUGUGCCCGUUAUCUCCAUUUCUUUAUGCUUGGUUCUUGUCCAUUUCUAUGCUGGAGUAACAAACAAUACAGUGCUUCAUACAAUCCAAGCACCUGUCGCUUUUUUGUGGUGAAAAGACAACAAAGAAGGCACAACUUACGCAUCACUUUUUCGUGGGGCAUGAAUGGAAGCCUUUUUUCGUGCACUAAGGAAGUUGGUGUAAGGGACCGGGCAGUGAGGAACAGGUGACCUCUUGGCGGCAGGUGGUGGAACCCUUUCGAAAUAACAAGCAGCGGCAUGGUUCAGCGAACCUGCACAUGUGGCUUAGGGCUCUUCAUUCUUCGUUGCCUCGGCCAUGCGUACACUAUGAAAUGACAAGGGAUGGUGUAAAUUGGGUUGCCACCUUUGGCCUACCUGUUGACUCUGUUGCCUUUGUUAAUUCAGGCUGUGUGAUCUUUGUAGUAGCUAUCACGGGUGUAUCUGCAGCACUUACAGGUGACAGUGGAGACGUCGCCACAUUUGAACGCUGUGGUCUGAGGUCUCGUCGUUUUCGGGACAGCAGGGCACACUGUCUUGCUCAAAUGCAAAUCGGGCCAUGUCGUUUUGGGCUAGGGGUAAUUUGUCCUACCAUUCAGCUGCACUUCCUUGUCAUGCUUUACGUGCGAGAGGGCACCACUGCAAAUGCUGCUGCUUGGAAGGGUAAGGCUAUCAAGGUCGUGUUAUCCAAAAAGUUUGUUUCUUUUUCUAUUUGGACAUCUGUCUCGGUCGUGUUUAGUAUGCGAGGAGUGUAACAGUGUCGCUGCAACUGUGGAAUUAUUUUUGUUUGGAUUUGUGAAGAAUGAAAUUGCAUGCCAGCCCAAACCUGGGUCCCGCAUUGUGUUUUUUUUUUUUUUUUUUCUUUCGUUUCUUGAGGCUAGGAUAAUAAAGGGAGUGCUUGUAAAGCCUGUCUGCAUGGAGGGAACAAUACAAUAAAGUGUUCUCAACUA